CUAACUGUCAAAGCACAUUCCGACCGGCGGCUGAUCCGCUGUUCUGAUUGGAUGAAAUCUCUAGCCUCAUUUGAAGCCCCGCCUCUUCUCCCGGCAGAGGACAGGGCAAAGAUGGCGACGUCCCUGAAGUGUCUUCUGCGCUCCGGAAAGCAGGCCGUGCUGGUGGUUGGCCGGCGGGCUUUUCACAGGAGUUCUCCAGCCGCUGUUCAGGUGACCGUCCGUGACGCUCUGAACCAGGCGCUGGACGAGGAGCUGGAGAGGGAUGAGCGGGUGUUCCUGCUGGGAGAGGAGGUGGCUCAGUAUGACGGCGCCUACAAGGUCAGCAGAGGUCUGUGGAAGAAAUACGGCGACAAGCGGAUCAUCGACACUCCGAUCUCAGAGAUGGGCUUCACUGGUAUCGCAGUCGGAGCGGCUAUGGCCGGCCUCAGACCCAUCUGUGAGUUCAUGACCUUUAACUUCUCCAUGCAAGCCAUCGAUCAGGUCAUCAACUCCGCCGCAAAGACCUACUACAUGUCAGCGGGGCAGCAGCCGGUACCCAUCGUCUUCAGGGGACCCAACGGAGCGUCGGCAGGCGUCGCCGCCCAGCACUCCCAGUGCUUCGCUGCUUGGUACGCACACUGUCCAGGUCUGAAGGUUGUGAGUCCCUGGAAUGCCGAAGAUGCCAGGGGUCUCCUGAAAACGGCCAUCAGAGAUGAUAACCCCGUGGUGUUCCUGGAGAACGAGCUGAUGUACGGCGUUCCCUUCGAGAUGUCCGAGGAGUCGCUGUCCAAAGACUUCACAAUUCCCAUCGGCAAGGCAAAGAUCGAGAGACAAGGCGCUCAUAUCACCCUGGUUUCCCACUCGCGGAUGGUCGGUCACUGCCUGGACGCCGCCGCCGUGCUCGCCAAGGAGGGAAUCGACUGUGAGGUGAUCAACCUCCGGACCAUCCGCCCCUUAGACGUGGAGUGCAUCGAAGGCAGCGUGAUGAAGACCAACCACCUGGUGACGGUGGAGGGCGGCUGGCCACAGUUUGGCGUCGGAGCUGAGAUCUGCGCACGGGUCAUGGAAGGUCCGGCCUUUAACUAUCUGGACGCCCCGGUUACCAGGGUAACAGGCGUGGACAUCCCCAUGCCGUACGCCAAAAUCCUGGAGGAUAACAGCGUUCCUCAGAUCAAAGACAUCAUCUUCUCCGUCAAGAAAACCCUCGGCGUCUGAAAGGCGGGAGGAAGAGUCGACCUCGGUGUAAAUACGAUAAAUCUCCAAUUCUAAACGCUCCUGAUUGCCAAGUUUCUGGAUGAAUCUUCUAUGUGGACUCGCUGAGUUCGGAUCAGCUCCACCUUUCCCUUCCUCCCCUUCAGAAUAAAAGCUGCUCUGUCUGUGGGGACGUCUGGGACCAAACUGCAGAAUCAAUAGAAAUGUUUCUUUCACUAAAUGAUUUAAAAAGUUUCCUGAUUGAAACGAGGGUUUAAAGUUUCUGAGUGAGAACAAGAACUUCUUAGAACAUCUCUGCAGUUUGUUCUCCAGCUUCCACACUCUUCUAACGACCGCCUCUCACAUCCAGACCUUCAACCUUCAUCUUCUCGCCGCCUCGGCUCUGAUCGGGUCGCUGAAAGCGUGUCGGGAAUAUUUAUUGUAGCUGCAGCAGCUGAGUGGUUGUUUCUGUCACGGAAAGUGACUCUGUUACACGAAUAAAAUCAUCUUAGUCCUUUU
This is a messenger RNA of Cyprinodon tularosa, 1689 nucleotides long. It is a transcript of the gene pdhb, whose product is annotated as pyruvate dehydrogenase E1 subunit beta. Gene Ontology annotation, molecular function: pyruvate dehydrogenase (acetyl-transferring) activity. Bases 52 to 1194 code for a protein of 380 amino acids. Gene Ontology annotation, biological process: pyruvate decarboxylation to acetyl-CoA. Lineage: Eukaryota; Metazoa; Chordata; Actinopteri; Cyprinodontiformes; Cyprinodontidae. The record is from RefSeq and is a predicted model, not a curated record. The transcript has 11 exons.